Molecule: messenger RNA, 1867 nt
Organism: Anopheles bellator
Lineage: Eukaryota; Metazoa; Arthropoda; Insecta; Diptera; Culicidae
Exons: 3
Coding region: 1-1824 (607 amino acids)
Molecular function (GO): monocarboxylic acid transmembrane transporter activity
Source: RefSeq, a predicted model, not a curated record
AUGGAGGCAUUCAUUAGUGAGAUAGUGGAACCGCGUGUUCUUGAUCUCAUCGUUCUGAUACUGCCCAAAUGGAGACUGUUGCUUUACAUCUUUCUCAUGAAUAUAGUCAUUUUUACACCAGUGUACGCGUUCGGCGUACUGUUAAUCAGCGACGAAGAGCUGAUGCUUAUCUGUCCGUCAGCACUCCUAUGUGGCUUCAACCUCGUGUACCGAGCCGUGUUCCGACGAUACAACCACAACAACACCCGCACGGCGCUGCUCGGCGUCUGCGUGCUCGUACUAGGAAUCUCAGCUAGCGGGGUGGUCGCCUUGUAUGCCCGGAAACCGACUCCGCUCGUCUUGCUGCUGUAUGGAGGCGUUGGCGGUUUCGGUUACCAACUGGUGUUUUCCAAGAUGUGGAAAGUGCUUGCGAAGGCGUUCAACGCGAAGAAGGAGAUGUUUGUGAUACAUUUUUUAUAUUCAUGCGGGCAGGCUGCAAGCGUGUUGCUAUUGGUGCUUGUCCUCCAGCUCCCGUGGGAAGGCUACGUGUACGGCUCGCUACUGAUGCUGCUGAGCGGCAUUGUGCUGCACCUGUUCCCGAUCGUACUGCUGAUUGAGGGAGAGAAAAAUCGAUUAAAACUCGAUCUCGACUCGAUGGUGAACCUUACGGAGAAAGGAAACGAGCAGUUUUACGCGCACGUCACGCGUGCCGCCAACGCCGACGUUGAAGUGCACUACGCUGCCUCAAACGAACACCGAGAGCAGCCUGACGGGUUAAUGCUUUCAUCACUGUUAUCGCCAUCAACGGAAGCAAAUGUCACGGAUCAACAGGGUUCUGUUUUUACGCAAGCUAACCAGGCACGUUCAUUGUCAGUGUCGUGGAAAAAUCCCGCCAACUUUACGUACCCAUCAGUACAGGCGGAUAAAACCGCAGCACAACUGAACUGCGACGAACACGAGCACGAGGAGCACGUGCAGUUGUUUACCCGUGAGGGCAAGUGCUUCAAUCACGAUGGAGUCGAAAUUCUCGAGAUGAUUGUUGAAGAGGACGAGUGCGUGCUCCGCGCUUACAACGAUGACACUGGCUGCGAAAGUAUAUCACUAAUGCACGGCCCGGACAAGAGUGAUGGAGCAGUGUCAGCACCACUUACAGGCAAAUGGAGCUUAUUCGCUCGCCAGCUGGUCGAUGCAACCAUCCGGCCUCUCUACCGAAGCUUCGACCUUCGUCACUCGGUCAACCGACGACUGAUUUUAUCCGUGCGUUGCACGCUUCUUGAUAUUCGCUGCUACAGCUGUGUACUACUUCGGGCCACCGACACCUGCCUUUUCGUGCUGUUCCUGGCCAUACUGCCCCGCUUUACCGCUUACCACUAUCAGCAGCGGACCAAGUCUCGGCAAAUGACGAUUCUUUCGGUAGUAGUAAUACCAACGUCCUGGUUUCUCUGCUCCCUUCUUCUGCUAUGGUGUGACAUUAGGUUCCGCAAACAGCAAGACAGACUGCUCAUUUUCGGCAUAUUGUUCAAAGCGUUUGGUUACUUUUGCGGUUACUCGACCAAGUCGAGUUUCUGGACGUUCGCGGGUUGCGUGUUGAUCGGAUUCGGUCAGUCGAUCGCCUGCACCUACCAGGAUUCGGUUGUCCGCCGCCAAUUCAGCCUGCGCCAGUGGCAAGCGACCAAAGCUGGUCUCUGUUUGCUCACUGGCCUUGCAAUACUGCUCAUCGCCGGGUUAGCCAAUCUGUUUUAUGUUUAUGGCCGCAUUGACCACCUCCUACUGGUAUUGCUGCUCGUUUACUGUGCUGCCGGUGCGUUAUGGCUUGCCUGCAAUUGUCGUACAUUCUUCAUCUAACACCUGCCAGCGAGACGCGGUUCACGGUUCCUCCUUGCUAACG